CCUACCCCUUCCCCGCCUGCAGGAAGUAAAGGAAGGGCAAACUGGCUUUGGGGAUCCAGUCUUUUUGAUUUGCCAGGAUGAACAGUCACAAGAGAAGGAAAGACAUGGAACCAGCUUGUACCUGGAGUUUAUUGUCUGAAAAGAAAGCUACUUCAAAUUCACUGGCUUUAUUGUCAUGGAAGGAGUUUACAGAUUACCGAGAAGCAUUCCAAAAACAUCUCAAACAAAAAUACCUAAAAAUAGGAGUCGAUACGUGUUAUUACCAUGGCAAGCAUAUACGGCCACGACUGCUUCUUGUCAAAGAACACGGUAUAUCAGAAAAGACACCCUGUGGAGUUCCUCAACAAGAUCAUUUCAUUGAGUUGGAACAUGUCUUUGGUUCAAAUGAAGAGAGCUGCAGCUCAUCCCAAACGGUGGUGCUUCAGGGAUGUGCUGGGAUUGGGAAAACAGCUGUGGUGCACAAGUUCAUGUUUGACUGGGCAGCAGGCAUGGUUACUCCAGACAGGUUUGACUACCUUAUCUACGUCAACUGCAGAGAAAUAAGCCGUACUGCUAACCUUAGUGCUGCUGACCUGAUCACUAACAGUUUUCAAGACUUGAAAGGACCGAUACUGGACACUGUUCUCCUCUAUCCGGAAAAGCUUUUAUUCAUUCUUGAUGGAUUUCCUGAGCUGCAGUACCCCGUGAGUGAGCAAGAAGAGGAUCUUAGUGUUAACCCCCAGGAGAGAAAGCCAGUCGAGAGCCUCUUAUGCAGUUUUGUGAGUAAGAAACUUUUCCCUGAAUCCUCCCUUCUGAUAACUGCCCGGCCCACAGCCAUGAAGAAGCUGCACUCUCUGCUGAAACAACCCAUCCAGGCGGAAAUCCUGUGGUUUACAGAUACUGAAAAGAGAGCAUACUUCUUGAGUCGCUUUUCAGGUGCUAAUGCAGCAAUGAAAGUCUUUUAUACCCUGCGAGAAAAUGAAGGCCUUGACAUUAUGUCUUCUCUCCCCAUUGUCUCCUGGAUGAUGUGCAGUGUCCUGCAGUGGCAGGGAGAGGGUGACAGGACUCUUCUGAAGUCACUUCAGACCAUGUCGGAUGUGUAUCUCUUCUACUUCUCCAAGUGCCUCAAAACCCUCACAGGAGUCUCGGUGUGGAAAGGACAAAGUUGCCUCUGGGGCCUUUGCUCUCUGGCUGCAGAGGGACUGCAGAAGCAUCAGGUUCUGUUUGCGGUAAGUGACCUCAGGAGACACGGCAUAGGAGUGUAUGACGCCAACUGCGCUUUUCUCGGCCACUUUUUGAAAAAAGCCGAAGGAGGCGUCAAUGUGUACACGUUCCUGCACUUCAGUUUCCAAGAGUUCUUGACCGCUGUAUUCUAUGCCGUGAAGAAUGACAGCAGCUGGAUGUUUUUUGAUCAAGUAGGGAAGACAUGGCAAGAAAUCUUCCAGCAGUACGGAAAAGGGUUUUCAUCACUACUGAUACGAUUCUUAUUCGGCCUCCUACACCGAGGAAAAGGACACACUGUGGAAACUACUUUCGGAAGAAAAGUCUCUCCAGGGCUUCGAGAGGAGCUACUGAAGUGGACAGAGAGAGAAAUACAGGAUAAAUCCUCGAGGUUGCAGAUUGAGCCUGUGGACUUGUUUCACUGUUUAUAUGAAAUUCAGGAAGAAGAAUAUACAAAGAAGAUAAUUGAUGACUUACAGUCAAUUAUACUGCUUCAACCUACCUAUACAAAAAUGGACAUGUUGGCUAUGUCGUUUUGUGUAAAAAGCAGUCACAGUCACCUGUCAGUGUCUCUGAAGUGUCAGCACAUACUUGGGUUUCAGGAGGAAGAGCAAGCCUCAGCAUUGACACCACCAGCCUUAACAUUGAAUCAGUCCUUUCAGCUGUACAACGUACCAGCGUCUCGGCUGCACUUGCUCUGCCAAGCACUGCAGAACCCAUACUGCAAAAUCAAAGACCUGAAACUCAUUUUCUGUCACCUCACAGCUUCUUGUGGUAGAGACCUGUCCUCGGUAUUCGAAACCAACCAGUAUCUGACAGAUUUGGAAUUUGUCAAAAACACCCUGGAAGAUUCAGGAUUGAAGCUUCUGUGUGAAGGAUUAAAACAGCCAAACUGUAUACUACAGAAAUUGAGGUUGUACCGGUGCCUUAUCUCUCCGGCUUCUUGUGGCGCUCUUGCAGCUGUUCUUAGCACCAAUCAGUGGCUCACUGAGCUGGAAUUUAGUGAAACAAAACUGGAAGCUUCAGCUUUGAAAUUGCUCUGUGAAGGUUUAAAAGAUCCAAAUUGCAAAUUACAGAAACUCAAGUUGUGUGCUAGCCUUCUCCCAGAAAGCUCAGAAGCUGUUUGCAAGUAUCUUGCCUCUGUUCUCAUUUGCAACCCACACCUCACUGAGCUGGACCUGAGUGAAAAUCCUCUGGGGGACACAGGGGUGAAGUAUCUUUGCGAGGGUCUCAGACAUGCCAACUGUAAAGUGGAGAAACUCGACUUGAGCACCUGUUCCCUCACAGAUGCUAGCUGUGUGGAGCUCUCUUCUUUCUUGCAAGUGAGUCAGACUCUACAAGAACUGUUUGUGUUCGCCAAUGUCCUGGGGGACACAGGAGUACGGCGUCUCUGUGAAGGUCUGCUGCACGCAAAGGGCAUGAUUAAGAACCUGGUGCUUUCAGAAUGUUCCCUCUCUGCAGCUUGCUGCGAGCCCCUUGCCCAAGUCCUAAGCUCCACGCGAAGUCUCACAAGACUACUGCUAAUUAAUAACAAAAUUGAAGAUUUGGGACUGAAAUUGCUGUGUGAAGGAUUAAAACAGCCUGACUGUCAGUUAAAGGAUCUGGCAUUAUGGACCUGUCACCUGACGGGGGCGUGUUGUCAGGAUCUGUGUAAUGCACUGUACACCAAUGAACACCUGAGAGACCUUGACCUUAGUGACAAUGCCUUAGGGGAUGAAGGCAUGCAGGUACUUUGUGAAGGGCUGAAACACCCCUACUGCAAGCUCCAGACCUUGUGGUUAGCAGAAUGUCAUCUCACAGACGCAUGCUGUGGAGCGCUUGCUUCUGUCCUUAGCAGAAACGAGAACCUAACAUUGCUGGACUUAAGUGGAAAUCACCUCAGAGAUUUUGGAGUGCAGAUGCUGUGUGAUGCACUGAUUCACCCAAUAUGUAAACUUCAGACAUUCUACAUCGACACGGAUCACUUACACGACGAUACAUUUAGGAAGAUGGAAGCCUUAAAACGCAGCAAGCCUGGAAUCACCUGGUAGUCGCCAAGGAGAAGGCACCCAUUGGCUGCAUAUCGAGCUCCUCCAUUUCCGACCAUCUCUAACAGUUGUGCAGUAUUAUUUCUCCCAACCUGUUAGCCAUUGCUGAGGAUGCUAGUUUAAAACAAGCAGCAGCGGAUUGCUGCUACUCACACAGAACCAUCCUCUAACUAGGGUGUAAGAGAAAGAAGCACCUCCAUUCCAGUGUCUUCAGCAAUAGUGCUUUACAUUCAUGUAUUGUGUUGCGAAUGUUUACUAUGGUUUCCCAGUCAUGCUUCAGGGUGGGAAGAUGAGGCUCAGAGAGGUUGCGAUUAGCUCUAGGGCCCACAGCUCAUUAGUGAGAGGGGAUAUGUGCACAGAGGGUGUGUGUGCAUGGAUGUAAGUAUCCAGAAAAUGAUGGAAGGACACAAAUAAGAAACUGCUACCGACGAUGACCUCUGAAGGAGGAAUUUGGCAAGCAGGGUGGUGGGAAGAAGAGGAAAGGAACUUUGCUUUUCAUC
Messenger RNA from Lepus europaeus (European hare), 3727 nucleotides. Its product is annotated as NACHT, LRR and PYD domains-containing protein 12-like. The record is from RefSeq and is a predicted model, not a curated record. Gene Ontology annotation, biological process: positive regulation of MHC class I biosynthetic process; cellular response to cytokine stimulus; negative regulation of inflammatory response. Bases 78 to 3230 code for a protein of 1050 amino acids. Gene Ontology annotation, cellular component: cytoplasm. The transcript has 13 exons. Gene Ontology annotation, molecular function: protein binding. NCBI's taxonomy places the organism in Eukaryota, Metazoa, Chordata, Mammalia, Lagomorpha, Leporidae.